AGAUGCUUUGUUGUGGAAUGCACCACUCGCUGAGAUUUUAGCCUCUUUGACUUGAAGUCUGUGUUUGCUAAUUGUUCUGUUUUAUGGUCGUGUAUUGCAUUUACUUUCGAUUGUCGUUUUUGAACUGUCUUGAUUAGCUAUUCAAUUGACUAGAUUUUAGGACAGGGGAAUUUUUAUCAGCUGCUUAUCUUUCAUUUUGCUUAUUACAAGCGUGGCGGCUCAUCGUCGACGUUACUCUCAAGCAAAAUCGCUUGGCAACCGCGUUUACGCUCGAGGUGUUAUCUUGGCCCCCGCGAGUCGCACAGGCUAGUUGAAUGAACAGCGGAGCCUGUGGUGACCACAGCGCAGACAGCGGACACAGUAUAUCCGAAGCGUUCGCGCUGCACGUAACAUGCGAAGAAAAAGUGCCACCGCACGACGUGCGUAGGGAAACACAGGAUAGCAGGAACCUAGCGCGCCGCUCUGUACACGCCGCCUACUCCAUCGGCGAUAAGCAAAGACAAUGGGCUCCAGCGACGAAUUGGCGCCCGACCGUGGUCGAUACUCGGUGGCCGAUAAGGCCAGCUAGUGUGUCCAGGAGCCAAAAGCCCUCCAUGCAACGCGACCAGGAGCAGACACGCUUCAGCAGCCGUCGUGCGACGUCGUUCAUCCGAAGCUCUCUCACUGAGUCAGUCCUAUCCUAGACGCUCCGCGGCGCUGACACUUCCGAGCAGGCACUGGUGCGGCGGGCGACCCCGUGAAUCCGGCAGAAGAGACCAGCCAGGCGAAGCUGAGUAGCAGUGGCUUUUGAAAGACUCUCUCGUCGACGCCACUGUCGAGUCCAAGCCGUCCCAUGGUGAUCAAGAGCGGAUAUGUGGACGUGAAGCUGCCACAAAGCGCCCGCAACAGCUCCACUUGGAAGAGCUGGAAGCGGAAAUGGGUCGACCUGACCCAGCUGGAGUCGGCAUCGGGCCAGCCGUGCGACGUGCUGCUCGAGGUGCGCGCCCACCGCAACUCGGGCGUCCAGGCUCGUGGCACGCUAUCGCCCAAGAACGCCCAGGUGUUCCGGUGCGGCUCGAGCUCGCGAGAGUUCGCCUUGGCCGUGCGCGCGGGCCAGCGGCCACCCAUGGUCUACCUGGCCGGCGAGAGCGAGACGCAGAGCCAGGAGUGGAUGGCCGCGUUGCGAGCGCUGCUCUGGCCACCCGUGCCCAUGGUGGAGCUUGAGAACGUUCUGGGCUUCAAGUUCGAAGCCUCGCUCAUCGACGACGCAUGGAGCGGCCGCGCUGGCCUCUUGGGCAGCUACGGGAACCUGUCCAUCAGCGGUCACAAGCUGAUCCUUACGCACCCGCACACGGAACACGUGAUUCAAGAGUGGUACCUCAACACCCUCGUCCGGUUCCAGGUCUCACGGAACAAACACGAGGCGGACCACGGCAAGCUGCUAGCCAUCGAGUGUGGAAGCGAGAGCUCGACGGGGAGAGGCAUUCUCCACUUCUACUGCCCGGAAGCGCUCAACUUUGUCUACACCCUGCGCGGCGUCGUUCAAGGCAUCCUCAAGCGCAUGACCCCCGAACAGUACAGCUGGAAAGAAGUACAUGAGAUGCGUGGCCACACUUCUGCGCGACGCCAAGGCUCCGCUCAGCAGCAUCGCACAGCCGCCAUUGAAGACAGCAACGGCUACAGCGUGCCCAAAACGAACGCCAUCUCCGUGCUGCAGAUGCCCACAUUCAAGGGGCCCCUGCCAUCUCCUGGACUGGACGAAGUGCAGGGAUUCCCCUGCUCCCGCCAGUCCCAUCUGUCUAUCUCCACUUUCGACUCCGGAAUCUCGAUUACGUCCGCUAACGUCGACAGCGAACUUGAGUCGCCCGUGUCCGAGGUGGCGUUCAGCGUCAGCAGCGACACGGACGAGCGCAUCUACGAGAAGCUCGACGACGUGCUGCUGAGAAGGGCAUCGCUGGAGAAAGAGAAAGAGAAAGACAUACCGCCGCCACUGCCUCCCAAAAAUCACAGGCGGCGCAAGUCGGAGCCAGCCAAGACAGCGUCCGUCGAAGAAGCUGCGAGCGUGGUUGAGUCGUCCCCCAACGAACGGACUCUGAGACCGUACUCGAUGCCAGUCGAUAUGGCGCCCUGUCCUAACCAAGGCGGCACGCACGUCUCGCCAUACGGGUCCAUAACGAAGGCCACCGCCGUGAACAGCAAGACGGCGGAUGACACCGCAACGCCUGCUGCUACAGAAGUGCACGAACUUCGGGAUGCGGCCACCCCGUCGUCUCAGCCGACUGAUUGCCUUUCUCCUGAGGAGAAGAGAAAGGAGGACGCAGACACGGUUUCUCGAGAAACGGCGGCUUCGCCAGAAGACGAUUGCGUCUCCACCAGUGAAACUCCACAUGCAAGGAAGGAGACGGCGCGGCCUAGAAGCCACCUGUAUAUCGCAGUCGACUGCAAGAACUGCCAAGUUAGCCUAACCGCAGGAAAUCUCGCCGAACAAUGUCGGCUCAAGGAUAGAAUUCGUUCCCACUCGUUGGUUCCGUGCCCUGAUCAAAUGCUGAGGCAGAUGAGACGACAGCGAGCCUGUAGCUUGCCCAGCUUGUUUGUACGCUGACGUUUGUGCGAUGCAACCACUGCUUUUAACGUUAAGUGCUUAUUUAUCAAUGAUGCACAGCAAAUGUAUGCCGCAUUAGGCCGCCUAUUUUAUAAUAGCCGCCGAGAGAGUAUUUUUAGGUCAUUUCCGCACACGAUCGCGGUAUGUGAAGAUAUCACGUAUGCAAGAAGGAUUAUCGCUCCUUUUAAACGAAGCAAGCUAUGGUCGAGCUUGGUAGUCACCAAUUUGUGUGAAGCGAAAAUAUUGUCUUGUGGUCAAACCGAUAUUUGUCUUGUGCAUGCUGACGUGUGAUAAUACUCUUUCCAUUUCCAGUUUCUCUUAAGCCAUCUGGGUACGUAACUGCGGCUGUACCCCUGACAUCUCAGGCCCGAGCCCUUAUGUGCUCCUUUGCUCCUUAUCGUGAACCUGCACAGUCGCUUCUGGUUCUCUUAGGCAUUUACGAAAAAUGUAUAGAAAUAUACUAUGAUAGUAUGUCUGGACUCGACGGUCACUACGGCCUCAUCAAGAACAACAACACUCGUCGUGUGACGUCUUGCGCCUAUGAAGCGUAGUUUUUUUUUUUAAACACUGAUGGGAUGAAGCCUUCAUUGUUUUUGCGCCAUGUACGGCACACACUGACGGCGACAAGAUGAACACUGACUGGGAACCGAAGAAACGAACUGUGUGUCAGUUUCGCGCUUUUUCGUGUCUUCGGUUCUCAGUCAGUGUUCAUCUUGUCCGCGUCAGUGUGUGCCGUACAUGGCGCACGAACAAUGAAUGUACACCAGCUAGCCCAAUUCAUCGCUCAGUUAAAUGUUGAAGCAUGUCCCUAGUUACAAAGACAGUAAGAAUACCUUUUACUUGAUAUCGCUACUAUAUAUAUAUAUAUAUAUAUAUAUAUUGAACACGAGCUACUUGAAAUGUAAGCAUUGUGAACAUAAAAAUGGCGCAAAUCUGUUUAAUUUUGAAGAUACUACAGCUACUACAACUAACUCUAGUGCCGCAGAUAAGAGACUGCAACAGGCAGGUGUAUAUAGCACAUGACAGUAAGCCCUGGGGAAAAUAAAAAACUCGAGUGCAAUUGCAGGCAGCAAUUGGUAUUACGUAUUCUCGUAGUGGGCUUUGUUCGAUCUUUUCUGUGUUUGUUUAUAAUAUAAACAGUCUCACUGUCGCUGGUUGUAAUCAAAAGAUUUUUCAAACACGCACUCGUUGAUACAUUAAUUGGCGCUACUAUUCAGAUGACAACGAGCCGGAGCAUGUGCCUUGCUCCACGGCGUAGCCUAAGAGAUAGUUUUGACGCGCAGAUGUAGCAUCGUUAGACAAAGUGCCAUUUUGUCUAGGAGCAUUUUCCACAAAUAAAUAGUGAUAUCUGUCUCAAGUACUAAACUACAGGAAAGUUGUUUAACCUCAUUAUAAUGAACACGGUGUAAAGGUAGGACGGCUCUAGCCGUUCUAUAGGGGCUGAAGAAGCAGCUCAUAAAAAUUCACUUCCUGCUUUAGAUGUUGAAAUUCAAGUUGGUGUGAGAAAACAAGAAGUUAUGCGCUCUGAAUACCAAGAGAACAGACUGGUGGGCUAGUUGGUACUUGGGGUUAAGCGCAAGAGAGCAUGCAUAGGGCAGCAGCGCCGUGAUUUCGUUCCCUUUUGUUGUCCUACGUGGUCUCUUGUGCUUAACCUCAAGCCUUGAAUAUAUUGUCAUAGUAGAAAAUAAAGCGCCACCAAUCAGGAAAAUGAAAGCAUAGUAUUACUUCGUAGCAGGGUAACUGUUACCGACAAUGUGCGGUAACAGCACUACGAUCGCUAACAUUACAUUGAGCGUCACUUCUAGGUGAUACGACGGGAUUACCUCAGAUGUAGACCUUGAGAGCUGAGCUUACUACCCGUUUGUCUUGGUCGCUUACAUUUCAGGCUUGCAUAAGCGAACGAUGAAUAUUUUCACGGCUGUUAAUUGCUCGCCGCGUUUCCCAACUCUCUUAAUAUGACAUAUCUGACAAGUCGCGAAAUUUCAGGGUACUUCCUUUUGACCCCUUUGGACACUUGGAUUGACCUGCAUGAGCUAUGAAAAUACGCUCAGCUGUUGUCACCAGUGGUUAGCUCCAACAACAAGAAAAAGAAAACACCGACAGAGUACACAGAAGCGCUACAGAAACACUUUGGGACUUUACCUGAAAAUUAUGUGAAUGAUGCAGCGAGCUCCUUGUGCAUUAGUUGUAGAUCUGAUAAAAUAAUCUGCGUUCAAUAGUUAUUGCUUUCACGCCAUUUGUGAUACUGAAAGCAACAACGAGGAUUCGCAGCGCACUGCACUUGCGACGCGUGCUUGUCGGGAGGCCGAUAUGAUGCGUUGGAAACACGCAGUGUCCGUUGCAGCCGCUAUUGUAAUUUAGUAAUCGUCGGAAAGCGUGAAAGCCUGAUCAUAUUCGUAGGUACCGAACGGUUAUGCAUGUUUUGACAGGAGAAACCUCAACGGACGUGCGUGCAUGACGUCAGCCGCUGGUCGGACUGAUGUCCUCGCUUUCUGUCUAUCGCGAAGUUUCUGUGCCAUUGUGUCGCAUGGUGUGGCGUUUUAACACGCGUGCUUCGCGGCAUUUCCGCCUAUUGUGAGCACCGCUUUAUUACAAGCGGUGAGCGUGCCUCAUGUGUUAUUUGUUUAACACCAGUGUGUCGUCUUGAUUACUUAAUUCACUCAUCGAGUCCACUUUAUCUCUUAGCCUGUAUUUGUAGGUGCAUUCUGUAUCAGCGUGUGUAUGCAAGUGGCGUCACGAUAUAUCGAAAGUUGAACCCACGGCAAUACAUUGAAAGCAAGGAAGUGUACAUAUGUGCCAUUUUCAUUUUGUACCAUAAACAUUCAUUGAUAAUAAAUGCAUCUUCAAGCAAAUGGGCGCAAUGUUUGGAAUUUGGGACCAUUCGCAGUAUGCACCGUUUCUAUUACUUGGACUUGAUGGUUCAUGGAACUAGUUCACGCACAACGCGGAGCAGUUAAUACCACUCUUUGAAUCUGUUCCUUAACGUUCCAUUGUAAUUAUCAAGAACAUACUCAGCUCUGCACGUCACUGUCCUCAAUUGCGGUUGAUAGGCAGUUAUACAUAUCGUCGCACAUAUAAUGCGAUGUUUCAAGUAUUCGCACUCACUAUAGUAGGAGGUGAGCUACUACGGGCGAGAGGCUCGAUACCAUUUACUACCUUCGCAACAGAUGUAAUCACGUUUCCUCAGACAUGAAGGUGCCUGUAGCAAUAGGUAUUUGUUUUUUUUUCUUCUUUCCCUGACGUAAUUAUGUUAAGGAGGUGCUACGGGUACAUGUGCAUUGGAAAGUAUUGGAUUAUAGUAAAUAUCGUAGUUUACGAGAGUUUUAUGAUGACUUUUAUUUCUCCUCGCCUUUAACGGGAAUCCCGCGUCAUUAUUUGUCAAUUUCUUAGAUUUGGUGCUGCUAUAUCUUUACAUUGGCGCAGAUGUUCAUGAUUCAUUUUAGUCACGUAGUUCGAUAAAAAAAUGCUUUCCUUAAUGCUACUUGGUUCAGGUUUGUUGCUUCAAGCUCCGAACCUAAACAUUGUUCAGGUUAUGAAGAAAUCCUGUUGAACGCUUAGCAAUGUAGAGGGCAUUUUUAUUGUGAUAGUUCAGUUCUCACACGCCAACAAAGAAAAAGAAGAGAGAGCUUAAUUCGGUGCUAACAUCUUAAUUGAAGGUGAGGGCUCGAUUGGGACACAAGCUAACAGUGAAAAGGCACUUAACAUCCCAAUGGAGCUUCGCAUGUGAAGCUUUCAUAGUGAGUCAGAUUUAGCCCGACCUCCCUUCCACUUACCCAUUUCCCCAAAUAGGCAUCAAGCCAUUAUUUAGAUGCGUUAUUCUAAUACGAUCUGCUUACUUACGUUGUUCUGCUGCCCCAAUGCUUAUAUCCACAUGGCACUUAUUCCAUGCACAAAGAGCUGUUACGAUUGGCGCUCUACAUACCCAGAGGCGUUCAAGCGGAGACAGUACAUGCCUAUUUCUUUUGCCAUAUCACGGAGUGCAGCUCAAUAAAUGCACGUUCUUAGAUUUUUUCUUCAUAAGACACUUUCAGUUAGGGUAAAAUCGCGUGACAAGACAAUUUCCCAAGUCUGACUCCAUCAAUUUAAAUGAUCGCUGAGGCAUAGGUACAGAAAAGAGCAGAAAGAAAAUGAGGUGUUCAUUGUAAAGUACUGUUUCUUGGAGGAAUGAGAGUCAUUGAACCUAAAAACAAGCUGCUAUUUAAUGCAGGCAAUGGGCAGUCAAAGGCUAGAAGGUCUUUGUUGCUUUAAUUUCUCUGAUACCGCUCCCAGCCUCAGAUAGCGGCCUGUAUGGAAACAGAAAGAAAUAAUUUUUCUACAAAAAAAAAUGAUGCAGC
Messenger RNA from Dermacentor silvarum, 6915 nucleotides. RefSeq lists its product as uncharacterized. The record is from RefSeq and is a predicted model, not a curated record. Bases 833 to 2581 code for a protein of 582 amino acids. Lineage: Eukaryota; Metazoa; Arthropoda; Arachnida; Ixodida; Ixodidae. The transcript is spliced from 4 exons.